AUGCGUUUGGAGACGCUAAGACUCUUGGUGGGCUUCAGUGGUCGCUCGGUGGUCACGGUCAAUCGAUGGGCGAUCCAGCCCAGAGGGCGGGUCUUCCGGCAGGCCCUCCGAUAUCGCCCUUGGAGCAUUCUGGUGAUGUUUAUUGGAAGCAAAUACCUCCACGCAUAUGAAGGGGGUUAUAAAGGAAGGGGGUACUGGGCGUUUGCCGUACGAGCGCUGCCAUUUGUCCCCGACGAUUCCGCUCCUCAUUUAUCACAACCAGCUUAUGAUCCGGUUGGCCUCCAACAAGGAGUAUUCAAAGAUGGGGAUGAGAUCCUGAGUCAGCUUACGUAA
Opisthorchis viverrini is the source of this 333-nucleotide messenger RNA. RefSeq lists its product as hypothetical. The transcript is spliced from 4 exons. The coding region runs from base 1 to 333 and encodes 110 amino acids. The record is from RefSeq and is a predicted model, not a curated record. Lineage: Eukaryota; Metazoa; Platyhelminthes; Trematoda; Opisthorchiida; Opisthorchiidae.